AUGUCUCAGUUUAUGAGCUUUUUCUUAGUUCUCUCUCUUAUUGCCUUUGCUCCCCUUUGCUGCUUCUCCGGCAAGACCCACGGGAGUUACCUCUACCCACAGUUUUAUGAUCACUCGUGCCCAAAUGCUCAACAGAUUGUGAAGUCCAUAGUGGCCGAGGCUGUGGCCAAAGAAGCUCGCAUAGCGGCUUCAUUGCUUAGGCUCCAUUUCCACGACUGGCUACGACGCAUCCCUAUUGUUGGACAGCAGAGGAACUCUGCUCGAGGGUUUGAAGUUCUGGACAAGAUCAAAUCUGCUUUGGAGAAAGAGUGCCCACUUACAGUAUCUUGUGCUGAUAUUGUGACUCUAGCUACUAGAGACUCCACGGUUCUAGUAAAGUGA
Molecule: messenger RNA, 381 nt
Organism: Carya illinoinensis
Lineage: Eukaryota; Viridiplantae; Streptophyta; Magnoliopsida; Fagales; Juglandaceae
Product: peroxidase 49-like
Exons: 2
Coding region: 1-381 (126 amino acids)
Biological process (GO): response to oxidative stress
Molecular function (GO): heme binding; peroxidase activity
Source: RefSeq, a predicted model, not a curated record